GGCGGCCGGACCAAGGCUGUUUGUCGGCUUCCGGUUUGCUGGCCCUGGGAUCCUUGAGGGUGUCUCCGAAUACGAAUCGAGCCGUUUGUGCAGCCAGGAAACGCGGGAUUACAGCACUGAGUGGGCCCAUGGCUCGAGAUAUAAGUCCUGAUCUUCCCGGGACACAGAAAAAAAAAAAAAAAAAAAAAAAAAAUAAGUCCUGAUCUUCAAACUAAAUAGUUCCAGGAGAGAAUGAAGGAUGAAGCUCUACAGAUAAUAGCUGCCCAGUCAACCUUUACCAAAGAUGAAAAGGAAGUCCAUGAAGACACCACCAACUGAAAUAAUGGUGUUUUGAUUCCCCAGAGUGAAUUCUCGUUGAGAAGAAACUUACAGGUACCCCGAAAUGACUGAGAUUGAACAGGCAGAGGCCCAACUCUCUGAGUUAGACCUGCUGGCCAGUAUGUUCCCCGGUGAGAACGAGCUCAUCGUGAACGACCAGCUGGCUUUAGCAGAACUGAAAGAGUGCAUUGAAAAGAGGACCAUGGAAGGACGAUCUUCAAAAGUUUACUUUACAAUCAGUAUGAACCUGGACGUAUCUGAGGAAGCAAUGGUGAUGUUUUCUCUGGCCUGUAUUCUUCCUUUUAAAUACCCUGCAGUUCUGCCUGAAAUUACUGUCAGGUCCGAAUUAUUAAGUAGAUCCGAGCAGGCUCAGCUGAACACGGAUCUGACCGCAUACCUACAAAAGAACUGUCUCGGAGAUGUCUGUAUACUGAAUGCCACAGAGUGGGUUCGAGAACAUGCUUCUGGCUACAUCAGCAAAGAUGUCACCCCGUCCCCUGCUCCGGGAAGUACAGUCCAGCCGGGCGACCACGUUCUCACAAGGCUCUGGAUCUACAGCCAUCACAUCUACAACAAAUACAAAAGAAAGAAUAUUCUCGAGUGGGCAAAGGAGCUUUCCCUCUCUGGGUUUAGCAUGCCUGGGAAACCUGGUGUUGUUUGUGUGGAAGGCCCACAGAGCGCCUGUGAAGAAUUCUGGUCAAGGCUCAGAAAAUUAAACUGGAAGAGAAUUUUAAUUCGCCAUCGAGAAGACAUUCCUUUUGAUGGUACAAGUGAGGACGUGGAGAGACAAAGAAAAUUUUCAGUUUUUGAAGAAAAAGUAUUCAGUGUUAAUGGAGCCAGAGGAAACCACAUGGACUUUGGUCAGCUGUAUCAGUUUUUGAAUGCCAACGGAUGUGGGAAUGUGUUCCAGAUGUUGUUUGGUGUGGAAGGACAGUGAGCAGGGGAGUGGCUGAAAGCGUUUUGCCACUGUUGGUCUUUUGACUUUUUCCUCUCUUUUGCUUGAAAGAUUAAUUUGACUUUAGUCCCACUCUAGAAUGUCAGGGAGGAAAAAGAGGAAAAGCAAUGUAGCAGAAAUGCAUCUGUUAAAAAUGUCAUGAUUAGAACUGAGUUUUAAUUUAUAAUCUUAAAAUUAUUGGUAGACAUUUCUUGACUUACAAGCUACCUGUUUUGAAAGAGAAAUUAAUUAUAUUAUAACGUGGGUGGUCCAUCUUGCCACCCAUCCACAAUCCCUUCCCCCUGUAUCUGUGUCCACUAAAGAACCUCGAAAGGCUAAAGGCUCACUGUCACAGACUCUCUUGCAGCUAGGGUGGCUGGGGGACACAGCUUUGACCAUGGAAUCUCUGGAAAAACUUUUGCUUCCCUGAUUAAAGUGAUAGAUGCAACUA
Molecule: messenger RNA, 1703 nt
Organism: Dama dama (fallow deer)
Lineage: Eukaryota; Metazoa; Chordata; Mammalia; Artiodactyla; Cervidae
Gene: RWDD2B
Product: RWD domain containing 2B
Exons: 6
Coding region: 383-1255 (290 amino acids)
Molecular function (GO): protein binding
Source: RefSeq, a predicted model, not a curated record